GGAAAGGCAAGGAAGGCACAGUGGGCGGCAAGGCAGGAAGCACACAACACAGGGUGCAAUCAACAGCUCUGAAAGGGCAUGAGGCACAUUCCAGGGGAAACGUCUAGUUUCCUGUCCGUUUGUCCGGUUCAGGGUCAAGAUUUGAGACUGUAGGUUUUCCGUCUGUAUUAGGGUUUUAGAGAUUUAGAGGAGAGUGUAGUGUGUGUCUCUCUGAGUCUGCCUUAGCGCGCCCUCUCUCUGUCUCAGUCUGAUUUAGAAGUUAACAGAGUCAGAGUGGUGUGGUUCUCUCAUUGGGUUUAUUCAUGGAUCUCCUCAGGAAGAGCUCAGCAGUUCAGACCAUCAGGAGACAAAUGAGCAGGAGAAACAUGACUUCAGCAGAGAUCUCCUGGCCCAUCCCCAUGAGGGCCAUCGGGGCCCAGAACCUGCUCACCAUGCCAGGGGGUGUGUGCCACUCUGGGUAUGUGCACAAGAAAGGAGGGAGCCAGUUCAGCCUUAUGAAGUGGCCUCUUCGCUACUUAAUCAUCCACAAGGGAUGUGUGUAUUACUUCAAGAGCAGCACCAGUCCUGCACCGCAAGGAGCUUUCUCUCUCAAUGGCUACAACAGGGUGAUGAGGGCAGCAGAAGAGACCACCUCCAGUAACGUGUUUCCUUUCAAAAUUGUCCACUUCAGUAAGAAGCACCGUACCUGGUACUUCUCAGCAGCCAGUGAGGAUGAGAGAAGGAAAUGGAUGCGAAAUCUGCGGAAAGAAAUUGAUCACUACAAUGACAGAAGGGAUUCACAUGUUUCAAGUGACUCCGAAUCUGAUGCAGACAGCUUCUAUGGAUCGAUCGAGCGCCCCAUGGACAUAACACAUACCAUAGAUGACCCAGAAGGCAAUUACAUGUUAGAGGAUGAAGACAACGAUGAGGAUGACUAUGAAAAACCAGAUAGCCCACCAACACCUACAGGAAGGCCAACCGUUCCACCACCAUCCUACCCACCUCCUCCAGUCCCAUGCCAGCUCAGACAAGAGUCCAUGUCAGGAUUCUGCAAAGGUCUCCCCCGUCCUGUGCUCGGCCCCGUCAGGAGCCCCACCAGCCCCCUUCCAAAGAAACCGCCAGCGCCCUUACCUCCACCCAAGCUCGGUGAGGUCAGCCACAACCACCAUGGACACAAGAACAUCCCAAAUAAGGGCCCCCCUCAACUUCCCCCCAUCCACCUCAAGCCUAGCCCAGAGAGGAGUGCAUGGAGUCCUAAGAGCCCGAUCCCCCCUCCCACUCCCAUGGCCAACCUAAAGAAGCAGGCAAUGAUGGGGCAGAUGUCAAUCUCCACCAUUGCUGGGGGGAAACAUAAAGACAGGAUGCCCCCUGUUCCAGUGACCAUGCAGUCUCCCGCCACCCUGAUCAUCUGCAGCGACCUGGAAAGGAAGAUGGUGCUGCACUCCAGCCCUAGUCCACCGGGUUUUCGUGGCAACAAACCCAGUCAAAUCCCGGGCAUGCCAAACUACUGCCUCAGCUCCAGACCAGCUCCAGAUCUUCCACCACAGGCCUUGCCAGCACUGAACCACACCAAGCCUGGACUGCACAAACCACCCCUGGUACCCAAACUUCCAUGUCCUGCGGCCAAGCCUAAACCACCUGGAGGGUCAGCACAAAGAUCUUCUCCAGAUGGACAAAGCUUCCGGACCCCAGUGGACGAGGUGCCUGUCUCUUUAAGAAAGAGCAGGGAUCCAUCCAAGGACACUAACUAUGACUCUGAUGAAGACUAUGAGAAUAUGCAAUUACCAGAUUCUGUGUUCCUGGACACAACAGAAACAAGCAGUGUUGAAAAGUUAUUUAAGGAAAGCUCCAGAACACCGCAGGACGGUCUCUACUGCUUCAGGAACUCAGGAACAAAAACAUCAAAGGUGCUGGUGGUGUGGGAUGUGAGUGUGUGCAAGGCCAGAAACUACAGGCUCUUUGAGGAGGACUCCCGGCUGUUCCUGGAGUUAGAGAUGACAUUUCCCUCCCUGUCAGCCCUUGUGGAGCACUACCAUAGCCACCCACUACCCAAUCACGGCUCUCUGUGUCUGCAGAAGCCAUAUGGUUACAUCGUGCCAAGGUGACCUUGCCACGACCCCGUCCUGAGGUCACGGCCUCAUCUGCUCAUAUGAAGUCUCUCCUCUUUGGCGUCGACCAUGGUUCUGCCACUGUAAUGAACUACAGUAGAAACUUACUAUGGCUGAAACACAAUCACAGUGCCCACUGUAAAGCAAGGCAGAUUGUUGCAUCUCUGUAACUGAGCCUGAGUAAAUGUUGGAGCGGUUCUGGUGAAUAUCCUGGCAUGGGCAGAGGUGCAACGAGUGCAGAUGGUUGCAGUUGUUGAAGAAAAUAUGGCAUCUGUGACAAUGAGGGCAAUGAGCUGUAUAGGUCUUCCUGUAUGCUCAACUGGAGUGCCACAGGUUUACAGAACACAGUUGUACUAUGUGAGGACUAUUGCAGGAAUAGUCCUGUAAAGGUCUGUCAUUACACUUGAUAGCAGCAGGCAGGUGAACUGCUGUUGUGUUGUGAAGAAUACAUGUUGGAGCAAGCAAAUGUUAAGAUUUGUGGGUUGAAUGCACAUGAAUGUCAGAAUAUUAAGCACUGCUUAUGUAUCAUGCAUUGAGGACCAACUUAUUCUACAAAUCAACGUUGAUGAAACGUAUCAUAUUAUCUUCAGAAAAAAUGUAUUAUUCAGACCACAACGCAAACGCUCUACCUCCCUAUUUACUCUUUUACCUCUCUGUCUGUCUCUUUCUCUCUACUUGUCUCUGUCCCUUAAUCUUUCUCUCUUUACUUCACCAUCUCCCUCCCUCCCUCCCUCCCUCCCUCCCUCCCU
Molecule: messenger RNA, 2836 nt
Organism: Oncorhynchus gorbuscha (pink salmon)
Lineage: Eukaryota; Metazoa; Chordata; Actinopteri; Salmoniformes; Salmonidae
Gene: sh3bp2
Product: SH3-domain binding protein 2
Exons: 13
Coding region: 303-2084 (593 amino acids)
Biological process (GO): signal transduction
Molecular function (GO): SH3 domain binding
Source: RefSeq, a predicted model, not a curated record